Messenger RNA from Williopsis jadinii, 780 nucleotides. RefSeq lists its product as uncharacterized. Bases 55 to 732 code for a protein of 225 amino acids. The record is from RefSeq and is a predicted model, not a curated record. The transcript has a single exon. Lineage: Eukaryota; Fungi; Ascomycota; Saccharomycetes; Phaffomycetales; Wickerhamomycetaceae.
UAGGUUGUCACUGUACGCUCUCAAUGUGUAGAAGUGGUGUGGAUAAAACACAUCAUGGCUUUACUGUUAAGUUUGUUUCUGAUGGCAGCAAGUGUCAGUGCGAUGCUUGCGCACACCAAGAUCGUAGAGUACAACUUUUACAGAGAUACACGGGUUGAACAGACGGUUCCAUUGCAAGGCUCUGUGAACGAGAUCAUUUUCGAUACAGGAUCUUAUAAUACAAUGCAAGUCACAACAAGCAACGGGAAGAAGUUGUACAAGAUACAGAGGUCUGGUGAUAGAUGGCAUAUCCAAGGUCCCAACAAGGUUUUGUUGGCAACCGUUGUUAAUGAAUGGUUCAACAAGUACGUUGUGAUGAACCAGAUUCAACAGGAUGCAAUAUCGGGAUCUGUGAGUACCACAUCACCAUCUGUCAUCAAGCUUGACGGUGGUUUCUUGGGCUUCCGAGAUAAUCGUGACCAAUGGCAUUUCUGUUUCGGCUCAAAUGUUGAAUUGAUUUGGUGUGGAUUGAACCAUUUUGAGGUGGUGUCUGCACCAAUAGGACAUUUCCAAGUUGACGAUAUUCAUAGAAGGGUAGCAUGGGUCUCAAAGAGAGUGGGAGACAAGUACAGGAUCUUAUUCAACUAUGAGUCAAUCAAUAUGGAGAUCUUGGUGUCCACGUUUUUGUUGGUAUUCUUGACAGGUGGUAAACGUCUCCUAAGGCCAAAGAUCCCACCUCAUGAAAUUGUUUAAGAUAAGCAAUUUCAUUUAGGUAUGAAGACACAGCCACUAUAUAUGCAG